CGGGUUCUCGCAUCGCCUCACGUGCUGCCGGCUUUCCCCGCGUGGACACACGGACACACGCACACACACGCGCGCACGUGCGCGAGCACGUGUAACUGAUUUCUGCUAACUGCCGUGUCCCGCCGGUUUCCCGCGCGCCGUUCAUUUCGCUGCCUUUGGCGUUCCUCCCCGCCCGGCAGCGCGGCGGUUGUUGACGCGUUGCUUAGCGACGGGCGCACCGCCCGGCCGGUGGCACAGGGUCCGCGUGCCGAUUCUCGCCCGCUGCGGGGAGAUGGUAGUGGAGGAAGCGGGCUGCGGCCCCGCCAAGCCCGCGGGGAACAGGCGGCCCCAGAAGCAGGAGCCGCUGGGACACGUGAAGAAAAGCAAGCAGCUGGUCUCUGACGGCUUCACUGUCAAAGCCAUGAUGAAAAACACUGUGGUAAGGGGACCCCCACUUGCAGGAGCGUUUAAAGAGAGACCAACAAAGCCCACAGCAUUUCGCAAGUUUUAUGAACGAGGAGACUUCCCCAUUGCUGUUGAGCAUGAUACGAAAGGGAAUAGAAUAGCAUGGAAGGUAGAAAUUGAGAAGCUGGACUAUCAUUAUUAUCUGCCUUUGUUUUUUGACGGACUUUGUGAAAUGACAUUUCCAUAUGAGUUUUUUGCUCGUCAAGGAAUCCAUGACAUGCUGGAACAUGGUGAAAACAAGAUUCUUCCUGUCAUUCCUCAGCUCAUUAUCCCAAUAAAAAAUGCACUGAGCCUUCGUAACCGACAGGUCAUCUGCAUCACACUGAAAGUCCUCCAGCACCUGGUGGUAUCAGCAGACAUGGUGGGAGAAGCCUUAGUGCCCUAUUAUCGGCAAAUCCUCCCAGUCCUAAACAUCUUUAAGAACAUGAAUGUUAAUUCAGGCGAUGGGAUAGACUACAGCCAGCAGAAGCGUGAAAAUAUUGGAGAUCUAAUUCAAGAGACACUGGAAGCCUUUGAGCGCUACGGUGGAGAAACUGCUUAUAUAAACAUUAAAUACAUGAUCCCUACUUACCAGUCGUGCAUAUUAAACUGAGUGGUAUCAAA
This is a messenger RNA of Phasianus colchicus (ring-necked pheasant), 1047 nucleotides long. RefSeq names its product parkin coregulated (gene PACRG). Gene Ontology annotation, cellular component: vesicle; cytosol; neuron projection. Lineage: Eukaryota; Metazoa; Chordata; Aves; Galliformes; Phasianidae. Gene Ontology annotation, molecular function: Hsp70 protein binding; Hsp90 protein binding. The record is from RefSeq and is a predicted model, not a curated record.